Molecule: messenger RNA, 1278 nt
Organism: Sitophilus oryzae (rice weevil)
Lineage: Eukaryota; Metazoa; Arthropoda; Insecta; Coleoptera; Curculionidae
Product: galactosylgalactosylxylosylprotein 3-beta-glucuronosyltransferase I
Exons: 5
Coding region: 94-1098 (334 amino acids)
Biological process (GO): carbohydrate metabolic process; chondroitin sulfate proteoglycan biosynthetic process
Cellular component (GO): Golgi membrane
Molecular function (GO): galactosylgalactosylxylosylprotein 3-beta-glucuronosyltransferase activity
Source: RefSeq, a predicted model, not a curated record
CCCUCGAUAGAUAACAAGUCUUUAAUCCAUAAUCUUAAUCUUUAUUGACAUCUAAAUUGAAAGCAACGUAAAUUUUUAGUAUUUGCUUUUCAAAUGGUUUACGUUAUGAUUAAUACGAUGUUUCAUAUACUGAAAGCUAGAAGAAUGUUCCAUAAACGCUAUUUAGUUUUAAUUAUUCUUUUGUUAGUUCUGCUCAAUAUAGCACUCUUGGUAAUUUGGAAACUGUCAGUAAUAGAGUCUGGUAUCGACAAAUUGCAAAUUCUGAAAGAAUCUCUGGAAUUACAUAAAGAUAAAUUGCAAUUAACAGAACAGCAAGUUUUACUAUUGCAACAAUUAGAGGCAGAAAAACAUCAUCAAAAUAGACCUAUUAUUUACUGUAUAACGCCGACGUAUUGGAGAUAUGUACAAAGAGCCGAGUUGACACGUAUAUCACAAACGCUUAAGUUGAUCCAAAAUAUUCACUGGAUUGUCAUCGAAGAUGCUGCAAAAAAAAGCGAUAUAGUACGUAACGUAAUUUCAGAAUCAAAACUUAUUGCUACUCAUUUGGUAGCACAAACAGCUUCAUUUGAGAAAUUUAAGGAUAAGAAUCCUAAGGCAAAGAGACAUCGAGGAGUCGAACAAAGAAAUGCAGCUCUAAAUUGGCUUAGAGAUAAUCUAGUUUUAGGAAAAGACAAAGGUGUUGUAUAUUUUAUGGACGAUGAUAAUACUUACAACAUUAAGCUUUUUGAUGAAAUGGCAAAGAUUAAAAAAGUUGGAGUAUGGCCAGUGGGAUUAGUGGGCGGAUUGAAUGCUGAAACUCCAAUAGUGGACAGAACGACUGGUAAAGUAACAGGUUAUCGAAGCGGAUGGUUGCCUAACAGACCGUUUGCCAUUGAUAUGGCCGGAUUUGCAAUAAGUUUAGACCUAAUAUUAUCUAUUAAAAAUGCCAAUUUCUCGUAUGAAAUGGCAAAGGGUAUGCAGGAAAGUGAAUUUUUGUCAUUUUUUACUACUAAGGAAGAAUUAGAACCACUAGCUGACCAGUGCACUAAAGUGUAUGUGUGGCAUACUAGAACAGAGAAACCGAAAGUUAGUGGUAUAAUACCUGGUUUAGAAGUAUAGGUAAAUUUUUUUUAUUAAGAAAAAUCCUUGAAAUCUGACAAUAUUGACAGAAAACUGUGUACGAAAUAAAACUAGGUUGAAUUAUAUCUUCUUAACACUUUUGCAGCUGAAUACCCAAGUAGCAUUUUGACAACUUGCGACCACAUGUUUACUAAACACAACGUUGGAUUAGUUACAAAA